Molecule: messenger RNA, 1369 nt
Organism: Chilo suppressalis (striped riceborer)
Lineage: Eukaryota; Metazoa; Arthropoda; Insecta; Lepidoptera; Crambidae
Source: the annotation of a GenBank genome assembly
CUUUGGAUGUGUGAAUUGUGGCCAUGCACCACAAUUUAAGCGGUUCACUUUUGAGCCGCGAGUGCCGUAUUUUCCCUUUUUGUUUUAAUUUAAGAAUUCAAUACGUCUUUAUGACAACGACAAGACAACCGUGUGAUGACAUAGAAUUCAUUGCUCACUGUCAUUGAUGGCGAUGACAUAAAAGUCACAAGUCACUAAAAAUAAAACAAUAAUUUUAAUGAAAAUAAAAUGUUAAGAUCGCGUUUGAACUUAGUAGAAUCGACCGAGGAACUAACGCAUGGAGAAUAUGGGGAGGAAGGCGGUGAAAUUAGCGAGUCCAGAGACGAGGCGGUCGUCGAGGAAGAGAAGAUUGUGUAUCCAAGUCGACCAGUAAGGAGACACGACAUUAUUGCAGGACUUGGCUUACUCGGGAAGACUGCCGAAGGCGAUGGGUAUACCUACUUAAAGGUGACAUUAAACGGUCUCAAGUUAACUGAUUUGUCGUUAUUGACAAGCUACAAACACCUGCAGUAUGUUGACGUAUCAAAUAAUAAUCUCGAAUCGGAGGCCUUACAAGUUCUUGCGGAUCUACCAUUUUUAGUUCUCGUGCACGCAGACAAGAACGUAUUGCACUCCGCAGCUUUAAAGAGAAUGAAGUACCUUCAAGUUCUUAUCAUGAACCACAACCUUAUCACUUCCGUGAACGAUGUAUACCAGCCAGAACUAUGUACCCUAGAAGUGGGAUACAACAAGAUAAAUAGAGUCACAUUCACCAACAAAAUGCCGCAUAUUAAAGUGUUAGAUUUCCGCUAUAACUUCAUUGAGGAUAUUGCGGACUUUAACUUUUCCAAUUUAGACAGUUUGUAUUUAGCAGGAAAUAAAAUAACUAGUCUUCAAGGAUUAGAGAGACUCGUGAACUUGAGGAUUCUGCAUAUGCGAAAUAAUCCUAUAAAAUCCUUGGAUGGAUUCCAUGAGUGUCUAACCAAAUUGCAAUAUGUUAACUUGAGGAAUUGUAAAGUAUUAACAUUGCGACAAGUUAAAAAGCUCAAGGUGUUAAAAUCUUUAGAGACUUUGGUGAUGAAAGGUUGCCCCUACAUGGGAGGGGCAGGCGAGGAGAACCCAGAAGUGGCCCAAGAAGAGGAGGAUGCAGAACUAAGAUUGGAAAUACUGGCAACACUACCACGCCUCAAGAGAAUCAAUAAGGGAGUUGUCACCCCAGAAGAAAGAACUGAAGCCAAAGAUUUAAUUACACAAUGGAUUGAAGAAGGGGAAAAAGAUGAUGACGAAAUCGAAGAUGAACAUGAAGAACAGUCAAUAGUCGAAGACUGAAUUAUUUUGCUUGCACAUUAGCUUUACAUUUAUAAAGAAAUAAAUAAAUUUACUAUUUGCA